AAAAAGAAAAAAAAAUAUUGGCAGCACUGCGGCAAUGGCGGAAGGCGGAAUUCGCGUAGGUUACGUUUGAUGCUGCAGUGAUAUCGUGCGUGUCCCUCGUAAAAAAAAACGCGUAUCAAUUGCGACUUGCGACACAUGGAGAGAACAAUGUCGGAACAAGCAGCUUUGCAAACGCAAACGGAAACAAUCUCCGAGGCGGAUGUCACCGAAUCGCAGGAUGUGCCUACUGUACGAUUACGUUUACGAAAACCAAAAUCAAACAAAAAGGUCCAAUGGACUCAAGGAACUGUUGAUAAUGAACAUCUAAACAAGAAAAAGUCAAAAUGUUGUUGUAUUUACGAGAAACCAAAAACUUUUGGUGAAAGUAGUUCCGAAGAUAGCGAUGAUGAAUGUGAACAUUGUCAUGGGCAUAAGGAUGUUCAUAAGAAAGUCAUACCCAAAACUGGAAAUGCUGCUCAAGAUGGAAUGUCUCAUCCUGAACCGAUUGCGACAGGAUCAACAUAAAUAUUUAUAUAUCCAUUGACCAUCCUGCUAAAUGGAAAAUAAAUUCCUUUAUGCUGUUUCUCAAGUCAGUAUCAUACAGAAGAAAUGGCGGAUUGUAGGUAUACAAACUUUAAAUAUGAUUCUGCACUAAUCAUAUAGCAUUCUUAUUACAAUACUUUAACAAUAUUGCACGGAAGAUUAUGAAAUGUUGUCCAAAUUGUUAAUUCUGAUAUAGAUUGUACGUAAUAUGUCACUAGUAAAUCAAUCGAGAAUAGUAAAUCAUUGAAUGCUCUCUGAAAAAUAACGAUUAUCAUUCCUUGUAUAUGUUUACGUCUGAAUUAAUGUCACUUUUUUCAUAUGUACUAUUUGCUAUUUAAUAGAUAUAUAUACUCUUUGCUAGCCAAUAGCUCUAGAUUUUAUGCUGAGAGAAAAUAUAUAUUACUUGUUAAUCUGUGACUUUUAUUAACAUUCCACAUUUAUAAUAACAUUGAUUUACAUAUUUCAUGAUUGCUAAAUCAAAUUUGAAAUGACUUGUUAUUACACAGGGAGAUUGAAAAUAUCCCAAAAUUUACCCCAUAUUUGUUUUUGUGGGAGAUUUAUUAUAUUAUGUUUAUAAUUUUACAAUGUAAUUGUACAACAUACAAGCUCAAAAAAUGACAUGUUGUAUGAGAAAGAACAAAACAAAAUAGUGCACAUUUAUAUCCAUUCAUUAUUUUCUUUGUUUAGUACAGAUAUAAGUAGAAGUAAAAUUUAUAAAUAUUUCAAAUAUACAGAAAAAGAAAUAUAGACUAAAUAAAAAAAUUCAGUAUUACAGGUUGUGUACAUGUGUGAACAGAAUAACCAUAUGAAAAACUUAAUAUUCAUUGCACACUCUGCAUUGAGAAUUCCAAUUUUAUAAUUUUGUCAGAAGAUAAAUUCUAUAAGACCUAGAGUUCCACAUGUAAGAGCUAUAUAGAUAAACUUUAAGCUAACAGUUUAAAAAUAGUCUGAUGAUAAUCUUUAAAUAUAAAUGAUAUAAUUUUAAAUUCUUUUACUAGAUAUUUUCUAAUUUUGCAUUAUAACAAUAGACAAUAUAUUUCUUUGCGAUAUCCAUUCUUUUAACAACAUUUUUAGUAACUCUUUCAAGUAGUACUCAUCUGGUGAUAUUCCAGAUUGUAUUACAUUAUAAGAAAUGAAAAUCUGCACAUGUAUUUGUGUGCAUAAAUCCUAGG
Formica exsecta is the source of this 1694-nucleotide messenger RNA. Its product is annotated as E3 ubiquitin-protein ligase PPP1R11-like. Gene Ontology annotation, cellular component: nucleus. The coding region runs from base 136 to 504 and encodes 122 amino acids. The record is from RefSeq and is a predicted model, not a curated record. Gene Ontology annotation, molecular function: protein serine/threonine phosphatase inhibitor activity; protein phosphatase 1 binding. The transcript has 5 exons. Lineage: Eukaryota; Metazoa; Arthropoda; Insecta; Hymenoptera; Formicidae.